This is a messenger RNA of Melanotaenia boesemani (Boeseman's rainbowfish), 3649 nucleotides long. It is a transcript of the gene rbm27, whose product is annotated as RNA binding motif protein 27. Gene Ontology annotation, biological process: mRNA processing. NCBI's taxonomy places the organism in Eukaryota, Metazoa, Chordata, Actinopteri, Atheriniformes, Melanotaeniidae. The transcript has 21 exons. Bases 138 to 3275 code for a protein of 1045 amino acids. Gene Ontology annotation, cellular component: nucleus. Gene Ontology annotation, molecular function: RNA binding; metal ion binding. The record is from RefSeq and is a predicted model, not a curated record.
AUGCCGUAAAAUAUUUUGUCCCGACCUGCCAGAGAAGAGAGACAGAAGGCCUCAAAGCUUAUAAAUAUAUAGACGAUGAAAGUUGGCUCGUCGAAACGCGCUUUCUUUUUAUAGACAGUAUUAUAGUCUUUCUCACGAUGAUGAUAGAAAAUGUGGAAGCCUUGAAGUCGUGGCUGGCAAAACUCCUGGAGCCGAUAUGUGAUGCUGAUCCCUCUGCAUUAGCCAACUACGUGGUGGCUCUUGUGAAGAAGGACAAACCAGAGAAGGAGCUGAGGGCACUUUGUGCUGAUCAGCUUGAUGUCUUCCUACAAAAGGAGACGAUUGGAUUUGUAGAUAAACUUUUUGAAUGCCUGACAACUAAGAACUACUUGGGAAAUCCUGCCAAGGAGGCUCCUAAAGAGGAAGUGAAACCACCUGUAGUCAAGGUUGAUGUUGUUGAGGCUGAAACUCCAGAGGAGGAGAGAGAAAACAGGCGCAGGAGAAGUCCCCUGAGAAACCGCUCUGAAUUCAACGAAUCCAGGAACCGUGAUGACAGGAGGCGAGAUGAGCGUAAGCGCCGUGACUUUGAGCGGCACGGGAAAGGCUGCGGCGACUCCCAUCGUGAGCGCCACGAGCGCCGCAGGGGCAGCCCCCGCGGGAGGAGCUACAGCAGAAGUCGCAGCAGGAGCAGGAGCGGCAGCCGAGGAAAGAGCAGGGACAGGGAACACAGAGGAGGCAGAGAGUUCAAGUCAAAGUUUGAGGUGGAACGAAAGGAUACAGACAGCUACAGCUCCUCUGCCACAUCCAGCUCCCAACAGCAGCACUCAUCACCUCUCCUGCCUCUUCCUACACUUCCACACCCGUUUCCCCCCUCUUCCUCAUCAUCAGUUGGAGUCUCAGGAGCCGGAGCAGUUCCGAUCGCAACAGCGGCUCACCUGCCUGACAGCACUACGGACAGCUGGUCUGGCUACUACGCCGCUCAGAGGCAAGAUGGCGUCAGCAAGCCGUUUAGCAACAAGAGUGCUUCACUAAAGCAGCGUUGCAGGGAUUAUGACGAAAAAGGAUUUUGUGUCCGCGGUGACCUUUGUCCCUUCGAUCACGGCAGUGACCCCCUCAUUGUCGAUGACGUCAGUCUACCCAACAUGAUUCCUUUCCCGCCCCCACCGGUUAUGCCUCCCACUGGCCUGCCCAUGCCCCCAAUCACUGAGCCACCCCCUUCCCUCAGGAUGCCAUCGUUGCCCCCCUACGGACAGCCGCCACCACCAGGCGUCUUCCCGAUGACGGGACCCCCACUCAUACCAACCAGUGGGAUCGAAACCCCUAACCACCAACCUACAAUCACUUCUUCCCCCCCUGUCGGACCGCCUGGUGUGGGGCUGCCACCUACUCUUCCUCCUCCUCCUCCUCCUCAGCCUCCCGCUUCAUCUUCAUCUGUGUCUCUUCGCCCCCAAUAUGUCCAGUCUGAAUAUAACUACGAUCCAGAAGGCUACAACCCAGAAUCUCCAGGCCUGACUGCCCCAGGUCAUAAUUCAUAUCGUCAGUUCAUUCCUCGGGUUCAGACCCAGCGCUCCAAUCUCAUCGGCCUCACUUCCAAUGAAGGGCAAGGCUCCAGAGCUGCAAACAUAGUAAUCCAGACGGAGCCUGCCGCUGUAGUCAGCACUCCUGGAAGCAACGUGUCCCGUUUCAACACAGAACAGGACAGCAGGAAGAGAGCCAUGGGACCCGGUAUUACUGAGGGACCAGCAGCCAAAAAGCCCUGGAUGGAGAAGUCGAGCUUUAACAAUCAGCAUAAUUUUCCCAAGAGGAAUCACUAUGUGAACACAAAGUUGGAGGUGCGCAAAAUCCCACGGGACCUCAACAACAUCACCAAGCUCAACGAGCAUUUCAGCAAGUUUGGAACCAUCGUCAAUAUUCAGGUGGCAUUUGGAGGAGAUCCAGAGGCAGCAUUGAUCCAGUACACAAAGAACGAAGAAGCCAGACGGGCCAUAUCCAGCACAGAGGCGGUGCUUAACAACCGUUUUAUCAGAGUGUACUGGCACCGUGAGCUAGGCACCAACACUUCAGGUCUUCAGCAGCAGGAGCCGAGCCCAGGGAACCAGGCAGCAGGGUCGGUUCCAGGCCAGGGGCUGCAGCACAGCAACAUGCACAAGGGAGUCAAGCAGCACAAUCCAGCUGCUUAUGUGUUCAACAAGACUGUACCCAAGCAUCACCUGAAUGCAGCUGUCGUCGGCCCCACAAACACAGCAAAGACAGACGGCCUGAAUCCAAACUCCGACGCUGUCACCGCAGCGGCUACACCAACAAACACCCAGAAGAUCCCCUACACUUCCACACCUCUCAUGUCAUCCUCAAAGAGCCUUGGGAAAACAGGAAAAGCACUGGAGGCACAGGAAGCUCUAAAGAAGAAACAGGAGGCAUUAAAACUCCAACAAGACAUGAGAAAGAAGAAGCAAGAGAUGUUAAAGACGCAGAUUGAGUGUCAGAAAGCGCUGAUAAAUCGUCUGGAGAAGAAUCGAGGUAUGAAACGCGAGGAAAGAGCCAACAUCAUGAAAACCUUAAAGGAGCUAACGGAGAAGAUUACCCAGCUGCAGAAUGAAAUGAAUCCUGCCUCCCAGGUCUCAGGUGGAAAAGCCAACCACAGCCAGCCCAAAACAAAGACUGAUGCCCAGAAGGAACUGCUGGAUGCUGAGCUGGACUUUCACAAAAAGAUGAGCUCUGGAGAGGAUACAACAGACCUGAAGAGAAAACUGGGUCAGCUGCAGGUUGAGGCCACACGGUUGGGUUUGAUCCGGCCUCCGGGGGGCCGAGGUCGUGGCCGGGGGAAGAUGGCAUCGGAGCCCGGCAUAAUGCCCGCAGGCCGUGGCAGGAGCCGCAGCCGGGACAUGGUGGCUCGUGGCGGAGUCGUAAACCGCAUGGUGGUAGACCACAGACCCAGAGCCCUCACUAUUUUAGGAGUCACGCCGGAGGAGAAGGAGGAGCUGAUGCCGCACUUCGUGAAAUUUGGUGAGAUUGAAGAACUCCGCGACCAAGACACCAACAGUGUCAUCAUGACUUUUAAGACAAGAAGCGAAGCAGAGAAUGCAGCCAAUCAGGGAGCUAAGUUCAAGGGUCGUGUUCUACAGAUUUCCUGGUACAAGCCCAAGACGCCUUCUGUUACAACAGAGCCAGAGGAGGAAGAGGCUAAAGAUGAGGAUAUCACGAAGGAAGCAAGCUCUUAUUUGGGGGGAGAGGAUGAGGAGGAAGAAGAGGAUGAUGACGAAGAUGAUGAAAACGAGAGCCGAUCUUGGAGGCGAUAAAAAGACUUUCUGUUCUCCAGCAAAUUUUUUUUUCUCUUUACAUAGAAAGGAACUCACUUUUUUUUCUUUACAGUGAUUUUUAGACUUUAAUCAAAGGAAAAACAUCUACUUUAACCGACUCAGAAACGAAAAAGUUUCGAGGGUCGGUUGUUUUUGUGUCCCUUAACGAAACAAUUGUUUAAAACAUCUCACUUUUGCUGAGAAAGCUAAAUGUUAAGUUCUCAUAGAUAGAAAAAUCUAUGGAAGUUUUAGAGUGCUUACCAGAUGAUUAAUAUCAGUAAUGCACAACAUUUGUGUCUACUGUGAAUAGGUAUUUUUAAACAUAUUGUAUUUAAUUUUUUUUUUCUCACCUGUUUUUGUUUUUUUUUUUUUUU